Penicillium brasilianum is the source of this 807-nucleotide messenger RNA. Lineage: Eukaryota; Fungi; Ascomycota; Eurotiomycetes; Eurotiales; Aspergillaceae. The record is from the annotation of a GenBank genome assembly.
AUGGUCACCUGCGAAGCCCCGGUCCAAGGCAUCGUCGGGGCAUACACGGGCAACAGCUUUGCCGUGCAAGCCUCGACCGCCAGCCUGCUAGGCUGCGCUCUGUACAGCGCCAUCGAGUUGAUCGUCUUGGUCUUCUCAAUAUUCCAAAAAUACACUGGUCUUUAUUUCUGGAGUCUCCUGGUGUCAGCCUCGCUAGGGGUCAUCCCCGACGCGAUCGGGCUGCUCCUGAAAUACUUCGACCUCGCACCCAUUUGGCUUCCUGUCACGCUCUCAACGUUCGGGUGGUGCAUCAUGGUGACUGGGCAGUCCCUAGUGCUAUAUUCACGACUUCAUCUCGUCCUCUUUGACAGAAGAAUACUCCACUUCGUGCUAGCCAUGAUCAUCUUUGACGCGAUUGUUCUGCAAACUCCCCAGAUCAUCGCCUCGUACGGCGCAGUAUACGUCUGCCAUCUACACUUUCAAAGCUUCUUCCACACGUGGGAAAGAGUGCAGCUUACGGUGUUCUGCGUGCAAGAGAUUACCAUCUCAACGUUUUUUAUUGUCCAAACCGCCAAGUUGAUGCGCAUUUAUCCAACACAGAGCACUCGGAGGGCGAAUAUUCUGUACCAACUGUUGACGAUUAACUUGAUCAUUAUCAUAAUGGAUAUCGCUUUAUUGGCUUUGGAGUUUACGGGGUAUUUCAUCACGCAGACGGUGCUCAAAUGCUUCUUCUAUACGAUUAGUCUGAAGCUGGAGAUUGCGGUGUUGACGCGGUUGGCAUCGUUUGUGCGGGCUCAUUAUCCGGGGGAAUGCUCGGGAUUGAGCUAG